AUGUCCGUUGAGGCGGCCGUGCUCGAGUUCCUGCCGUCGGUCAAGUCCAAAAAAAGACGACACGAGACAAGACGAGGCCAGCCCAGCCCAAACGAGAUGGGUCGACCAAAGGAGCCGGCUCUGGACGUCCGCUCCAACAUGAGGUCCGAUAUCGCCGGCAACCAUCAUGGCGCGCCCCCUCCCCGUGGCGCCCGCGUUCAAGUUUCCGCCAAGCGCGGACGGGAAUUGUGA
This is a messenger RNA of Colletotrichum graminicola M1.001, 231 nucleotides long. RefSeq lists its product as uncharacterized. The transcript is spliced from 2 exons. NCBI's taxonomy places the organism in Eukaryota, Fungi, Ascomycota, Sordariomycetes, Glomerellales, Glomerellaceae. The record is from RefSeq and is a predicted model, not a curated record. The coding region runs from base 1 to 231 and encodes 76 amino acids.